AUGGCACCAAGAAAGAAAACUUAUACCAAUGCUGUCCUUUAUGGAAUGGGUGCUGGUUUUUCCUUCAUAUUUGGCAUCGUUUUUGUUCAAUGGAUCCUUUCACGUAACUAUCUAACUGGAAUUUCUUCUUAUUUCGAAAAUAUCAUUACAAUUUCCUCCAUAGUUCAGAUUUGCCUAAUGGUUUCAUUGUUGUUAUUACUAUACUUAAGUAAGCCAUGGUCCAUUAUUGUUACCUUAAUUUUAUCAAUUUCAGCAUGCGUUUUAUACCUUUCUUUAUUAGUUAUCACAGCUGUAAAGACUACAUACAUUGUUGAUUCUUACGGGUACGUCUUCGAAAAGCCGGAAUAUUUCAGAUUUGGCGAUAAAUUACAAUUAAUUCAUCAGUGCUGCGGCUGGAUGAACACCUCUGAUGUACCAGUUGAGCUAUCAUGCACAGGAACUGAAGCUUGCCGAAAAUUCGUCAAAAAGGAUAUCACACUUGCUGUCGUAUUCAUGGAUAUCUCGUGUGCUGGCAGUAUUAUAUUAUUAUCUAUAUCAUGCUUUUACAUCUACAAGUUCUUAAAGGAAACUCUUCAUCCAAUUUCGAACUUUGAUGAGCUUACAUUAGCGCCAUUAGAUAACCAGCCAUAA
Molecule: messenger RNA, 630 nt
Organism: Trichomonas vaginalis G3
Lineage: Eukaryota; Parabasalia; Trichomonadida; Trichomonadidae
Exons: 1
Coding region: 1-630 (209 amino acids)
Source: RefSeq, a predicted model, not a curated record